AUGGUUUAUGGGGGGGGGGGGGGGGGGGGGGGGGGGGGGGGGGGGGGGGGGGGGGGAGGGGGGGGGGGAGGGGGGGGGGGGGGGGGGGGGGGGGGGGGGGUGCGGGGGGGUGGGGGGGGUGGGGGGGGGGCGGGUGGGGGGGAGAGGGGGGGGGAGGGGGUGUGGAGGAAGUAUGGGAGUAUUGGGAGAAGGGGAGUGAGGGGGUGUGAGGGGGGGAAAGGAAGGGUUGGGAUGGGUGUUAGUAUAGGAUAA
Messenger RNA from Dicrocoelium dendriticum, 252 nucleotides. The record is from the annotation of a GenBank genome assembly. Lineage: Eukaryota; Metazoa; Platyhelminthes; Trematoda; Plagiorchiida; Dicrocoeliidae.